Scheffersomyces coipomensis is the source of this 1026-nucleotide messenger RNA. RefSeq names its product RNA-binding ATPase activator. Gene Ontology annotation, cellular component: nucleolus. The transcript has a single exon. Gene Ontology annotation, biological process: endonucleolytic cleavage to generate mature 5'-end of SSU-rRNA from (SSU-rRNA, 5.8S rRNA, LSU-rRNA); endonucleolytic cleavage in 5'-ETS of tricistronic rRNA transcript (SSU-rRNA, 5.8S rRNA, LSU-rRNA); endonucleolytic cleavage in ITS1 to separate SSU-rRNA from 5.8S rRNA and LSU-rRNA from tricistronic rRNA transcript (SSU-rRNA, 5.8S rRNA, LSU-rRNA). Bases 1 to 1026 code for a protein of 341 amino acids. Lineage: Eukaryota; Fungi; Ascomycota; Pichiomycetes; Serinales; Debaryomycetaceae. Gene Ontology annotation, molecular function: RNA binding. The record is from RefSeq and is a predicted model, not a curated record.
AUGAAGAAAACUGCUAGUGACGUUACAAAUCGUUCCAUUGUGGAUGAUGACGAUGAUUUUUCUAGUUCUGAUGAUGAGGAUAAUGGAAACAAAGUUUUCUUGCAAAGGAAGAUAAACACGGAUAGAUUCGAUGUUAAUCAAGACAAUAGCGAUGAUGAAGAGGAGGAGGAUGAAAAUGACAAUCAAGAAGAUGAUGAUGAAGAAAGUAACAAUAAUGAUAAUCUCGAAGAUGAUGAUUUGGUAGAUCCUAAUGAUGAUGAUGAUGAUGAUUUAUACUUUCAACUUGAGACUCAAGGAAGUAAAGGGGUAAAGCAAAGUGAUAAAUCCAUAAAUAAGAAGUUGAAAAAGCUAACACCACAUCAAUUAGAAAAGGAAGAAAAGAAGAUAAAGAAGACAGGUGUCUGUUACAUGUCUAGGAUACCUCCAUAUAUGAAACCAGCAACCUUACGUUCAAUAAUGUCAAGGUUUGGAAGAAUUGACAGAUUAUUUUUAAAACCAGAAGAUACUUCAAUUUACCACAAAAGGGUGAAAUAUGGUGGGAACAAAAAGAAGAACUUUACUGAAGGAUGGAUUGAAUUUGUGAAUAAAAAGGAUGCUAAAAUGUGUGCCUCAACUCUUAAUGGAAAUAAAUUAGGUGGAAAGAAAACUUCUUACUAUUAUGAUGAUGUGAUAAAUAUGAAGUAUCUUUCAGGAUUCAAGUGGUUUGAUUUAACUCAACAAAUAGCUAAAGAAAAUGAAAUUAGACAAGCUAGAUUGGCAUUAGAAUUGUCACAACAACAGAAAUUAAAUAAGAGUUUCGUGAACAACGUAGAGAAAUCGAAAAUGAUCUCAAAUAUUCAACGUAAACGAAAAGAAAAAGAAAUGAAGCAAGAUCCGGAAAAAUCUAAGGUAAGUAAGGAUGAAGAAAUAAGAAGAAAUUUCAAGCAAAGAAAGGUAACAAGCACAAGAGCCGAUGCUGAAACUUCUUUAAAAGAAAACAGCAAACCAAACGAUAGACUAAAUUCUGUUUUGUCAAAAGUAUUUUAA